Molecule: messenger RNA, 744 nt
Organism: Fusarium proliferatum ET1
Lineage: Eukaryota; Fungi; Ascomycota; Sordariomycetes; Hypocreales; Nectriaceae
Exons: 1
Coding region: 1-744 (247 amino acids)
Source: RefSeq, a predicted model, not a curated record
AUGAAGGCAGUUUUCGGUGCUGGCCAACAAGGUUCCGCUGCAGUUCCCAUCAUUUCAGGCGUAGCAGCUCUCGGUGCAGGUGUCUACUAUCUAGGCAGAUCCAAGCCCGGGACCACACCUGAGCAAGACCGCAGGGGUCGCGCGGAGGCCAAAAAGGCCGAAGGACUCAGCGGCGCCGGCAUUGGAGGAAAUGCCGUCACAGGCGGCCACGAGCUUAGCCACGUCAACUCGAACCGCAAAGAGGGCACCACAGCACCUCCCGAGAAGCUUCCCAGCGGUGGAGUAGGCGGCGGAGUUGGCGCUGGCGGCUCCAACGUUCGAACUUCAGUUGAGAUGUCUGCCAAAGACCAGCCCGGUACAUCGAGCACUUCCCAUGGCAGUGGAAUGUUGCAGGGCUUGUUUGGCACUGGAGGAUCGAAAGCUGGUGACGGGUCUGGAAAGGAGACCAAGGAUACGAGAGUGGCUAGCAACUACGAUGGCACACCAACCAAGAGAGACGCGACGAAGCACGACCAACACCAGCCUAGAGUGGACAAAUCAGGUGGCGGCGACGACAGCAAUAACAAGGGUGGUAGCAGCAGCAGCAAGAAUACCAAUGACCAGUCAGCUUCACAAUCCCUCCAGGGCGCUUUUGGACAGGGAGGAGGCAAUGUCGCUGAGCGCGGUGAUCAGAGCCAAGGCUUCCGUGAUCCCCGAGUUGCGAGCAACCAUACCGAGACGACGACCAAGAAACAUGCCAACUAG